This is a messenger RNA of Clupea harengus (Atlantic herring), 3193 nucleotides long. RefSeq names its product signal transducer and activator of transcription 4. Gene Ontology annotation, molecular function: DNA binding; DNA-binding transcription factor activity. NCBI's taxonomy places the organism in Eukaryota, Metazoa, Chordata, Actinopteri, Clupeiformes, Clupeidae. The coding region runs from base 176 to 2422 and encodes 748 amino acids. The transcript has 24 exons. The record is from RefSeq and is a predicted model, not a curated record. Gene Ontology annotation, biological process: signal transduction; regulation of DNA-templated transcription.
UCGCUUUACGCUUCUGUACACGUGAUACAUAAAUUAAAAGAUAAUGUACUUAUUCGUUUUAUGAAAUCAAUCAAUUUAAAUUAUUCAAUAAGUGAGUGGUAGAGGAAUAUAAUAUAAUGGAAUUGUUGCUGUUGUCACCUUGUUUGUGAAGACCGUUGAAAAUAAUUUAACUUUAAUGCCGGUGAACAGAAUGACUCAAUGGAAACAAAUUCAGCAGUUAGACAUCAAGUUCCUGGAGCAGAUUGACUACUUCUAUGAUGACACCUUCCCGAUGGAGGCUCGGCAGGUGUUGGCCAACUGGAUCGAGGGGCAAGACUGGGAAGCUGCAGCCGACCAUGAGUCAAUGGCCAAUGUGCUGUUCAACAACUUGCUGAUGCAGCUGGACCGACACUGUUCCCAGGAGCCCAACUUCCUCCUCCGGCACAACCUCAAGAGAAUCACACACCAGCUUCAGAUGAAAUACAAGAGCAACCAUGUCCAAGUGGCUGUCAUCAUCUCCAGUUGUCUGAGAGAGGAGAGGAGGAUCAUCUCCUUAGCCAGCAUACAGGAACAGGGGCCCUUGGAAAAGUCGAUGCAGAAUUCUGAAGCGUUUGAAAGGCAGAAGAACCUGGACAACAGAGUGGCUGUGAUUCGGAGUAGUGUACAGAUGAUGGACCAGGCAGUGAAGUACCUGGAGGACAUGCAAGAUGACUUUGAUUUUCGCUAUAAAACUCUCCAGUCACGAGAGGCUGUGCGUGUCUCCACAGAUUCAGUCGAGAGGAACUCGCAGUGCACGAAACAAGAAGUGGCCUUGCUCCAGGAGAUCCUCAACCGCCUGGACUUCAAAAGGAAGGAAAUCCUGUCUAAGAUGACCGAUGUCAUUAAGGAGAUCAAUGACAUGAUGAGCACACAGCUGAACCUGGAGCUCAUGGAUUGGAAAAGGCGGCAGCAGAUCGCCUGUAUCGGAGGCCCAGUUCUCACUGGAAUGGACCAGCUACAGAACUGGUUCACAGUGACCGCUCAAAGCUUGUUUCAGAUCAAACGACAACUAGACAAACUGGGUGAACUCAUCCACAAAGUCACCUACGAGAGCGACCCCAUCCCCUUACAGAGGCCGCAGAUGGAGGAGCAGGUCAAAUUCCUCAUCUAUCACCUCAUCAAAAGUUCCUUUGUGGUGGAAAAGCAACCCUGCAUGCCUACCCACCCACAGAAGCCACUAAUCAUCAAAACGCAAGUGCAGUUCACCACCAAGGUCAGAUUAUUGGUGAAACUGCCUGAGGUGGACUAUCAGCUGAAGGUGAAGACCACGUUUGACAAGGAUCCGCCCCCAGGCAAAGUGAAUAGGCAGUUUUUCAUUCUGACCCAAAACACAAAAGUGAUGGAUGUGGAGGAGUCCUCCAAUGGUUGCCUCUCAGUAGAGUUCAGACACCUGCAACUGAAGGAAAAGAAGUUUAAUGGCACCAAAGGAAAUGAGGGCCCCCUCACAGUGACUGAGGAGCUUCACUCUCUCAGCUUUGAAGCCCAGUUCUGUCUGCAAGGAAUGACCAUCGACCUGUCGAUAUGCUCUCUGCCUCUGGUGGUCAUCUCUAACGUGAGCCAGCUCCCUGCUGGGUGGGCGUCUGUCAUGUGGUAUAACCUGCUGACUGAUGAACCAGAGAACAUGUGUUUCUUCAGUAACCCUCCGCGGGCCACAUGGAGCCAGCUCUCAGAGGUGCUCAGCUGGCAGUUCUCCUCCUUCGCCGGCCGUGGCCUCAACAAAGAGCAGCUGAGUAUGCUUGGUGAAAAACUCCUAGGCCAGCAGCCUGUACACAAUGACUGCCAGGUGUCCUGGUCCAAGUUCUGCAAGGAAAAUAUUCCUGGGAAGCCUUUUAGCUUCUGGAUAUGGCAGGAUUCCAUUUUAGAUCUAAUUAAGAAGCACUUGCUUCCUGUGUGGAUUGAUGGCAACAUCAUGGGCUUUGUGAGCAAGGAGACGGAACGCGCCCUUCUGAGGGAGAGAGAGUCCGGAACCUUCUUGCUGCGCUUCAGCGAGAGCCACUUGGGUGGGAUCACCUUCACCUGGGUGGAGCAGGCAGACAAUGGGGAGGCUAAAUUCAUCUCAGUGGAACCCUACACCAAGAACCGGCUCUCCGCUCUUCCAUUUGCCGAUAUCAUCCGUGACUACAAGGUUAUCGCGGAUGGUAUUGUGCCUGAAAACCCACUGAAGUUCCUGUAUCCUGAUAUACCCAAAGACGAGGCCUUCGGGAAACAUUAUAACAGUCAGCAGAGCAAAGGCAAGAUUCACAUCUUUCCAUACUUUCCCAUGUCUCUGAUUCCAAUCUCCACUCUACCCAACGUGACGCCACUCCCGUGCUCCUCCCCGGAGCCCCCCAUGAGCCCUGGCAUGUUUCACGUCCUCAGCCAGCAACUCAGCCCCUUCGAGAUGGCCGCCAUCAGUUCUCCAUAGCCCAAGCAAUGGAGGAAUUCAGAGGAAUGUCCUGUUGAGAUCUUACCAACGUCUUUGUAUUUCUGAUGGAUGGACUGAAUGCUUGCGUGACAGACAUUUCUCCUGUGAUUGCCAAAGGCGUGCUUUGCCUGAAGUGCAACCUCUCAUUUCCAGUCUGUCAUCGCCUAAUUAUGAAAGGCUUUGAUUGUAAAUACACAAAGUGGAAUGUGACAUGCCAUGGUAAGAUGAGUCAUGUGAAAUUCAGGAAGAGAAACAACAAGGAAAAGAGAGAAAAUGUUGCAAUGAGCUUGACAAGCCUCAGAGUGCUCACAAACAAAAAGUUGAUUUUGGUUUGUUUAUUUGUUUCACGUCUGUAUAACGUUCGUGCUACGUUGAACUUAUUCUUUAGUAUUGCAAACACAUCGAGCUUUACUGAAACACGAAGCCAUGAUACACACAUUACUUAUGUUUCCCAUAUGUUUUCCCCAUAGUUACUGUAACCAAUUAGAAAAUGCUACAGCCAGGUACAUAUUAUUUGAGCAUUUUAUAUUUAGAAUGGCUGUGUUGACGUUCUCACAUAUGUUGACUUGGGUGCUUUGUACCUGUCUAUUCAAAGGUGUUUAUUUUCUUCUAUUCUUAGUCUCUACUUCAGUUGCUUAAUUUAAGCAUGUAAGUCAUUUCUGUGAAAAACAGGUUUUUUUUAUCCUACCUCUCAUGUACUAUCUGCCAAUCAUCUCACGAAUAAAUCAGAUGAUUUGUCUGUCAUUUUUCAAUAAAAUUAUCAAACAACAA